AUGGCUGUCUCUAAAGUUUACGCUAGAUCCGUCUACGACUCCCGUGGUAACCCAACCGUCGAAGUCGAACUUACCACCGAAAAGGGUGUUUUCAGAUCCAUGGUCCCAUCUGGUGCCUCCACCGGUGUCCACGAAGCCUUGGAAAUGAGAGAUGGUGACAAAUCCAAGUGGUUAGGUCAAGGUGUCUUGCACGCUGUCAAGAACGUUAACGACGUCAUUGCUCCAGCUUUCGUCAAGGCUAACUUAGACGUCAAGGACCAAAAGGCCGUCGAUGACUUUUUGCUUUCUUUGGACGGUACCGCCAACAAAUCCAAGUUGGGUGCUAACGCUAUCUUGGGUGUCUCCAUGGCUGCCUCCAGAGCUGCUGCCGCUGAAAAGAACGUCCCAUUGUACAAGCAUUUGGCUGACUUGUCCAAGUCUAAGACUUCUCCAUACGUUUUGCCAGUUCCAUUCUUGAACGUUUUGAACGGUGGUUCCCACGCUGGUGGUGCUUUGGCUUUGCAAGAAUUCAUGAUUGCUCCAACUGGUGCCAAGACCUUCGCUGAAGCUUUGAGAAUCGGUUCCGAAGUUUACCACAACUUGAAGAAGUUGGCUAAGCAAAGAUACGGUUCCUCCGCCGGUAACGUCGGUGACGAAGGUGGUGUUGCUCCAAACAUCCAAACUGCUGAAGAAGCUUUGGACUUGAUUGUUGACGCUAUCAAGGCUGCUGGCCACGACGGUAAGGUCCAAAUCGGUUUGGACUGUGCCUCCUCUGAAUUCUACAAGGACGGUAAGUACGACUUGGACUUCAAGAACCCAGAAUCCGACAAAUCUAAGUGGUUGACUGGUGUUCAAUUAGCUGACAUGUACCACUCCUUGAUGAAGAAGUACCCAAUUGUCUCUAUUGAAGAUCCAUUUGCCGAAGAUGACUGGGAAGCUUGGUCCCACUUCUUCAAGACCGCUGGUAUUCAAAUUGUUGCUGAUGACUUGACUGUCACCAACCCAGCUAGAAUUGCCACCGCUAUUGAAAAGAAGGCCGCUGACGCUUUGUUGUUGAAGGUUAACCAAAUCGGUACCUUGUCUGAAUCUAUCAAGGCUGCUCAAGACUCUUUCGCCGCCGGCUGGGGUGUCAUGGUUUCCCACAGAUCUGGUGAAACUGAAGACACUUUCAUUGCUGACUUGGUUGUCGGUUUGAGAACUGGUCAAAUCAAGACCGGUGCUCCAGCUAGAUCCGAAAGAUUGGCUAAAUUGAACCAAUUGUUGAGAAUCGAAGAAGAAUUAGGUAGCAACGCUGUCUUCGCCGGUGCCAACUUCCACCACGGUGACAAAUUAUAA
Molecule: messenger RNA, 1314 nt
Organism: Saccharomyces eubayanus
Lineage: Eukaryota; Fungi; Ascomycota; Saccharomycetes; Saccharomycetales; Saccharomycetaceae
Gene: ENO1
Product: phosphopyruvate hydratase ENO1
Exons: 1
Coding region: 1-1314 (437 amino acids)
Biological process (GO): glycolytic process
Cellular component (GO): phosphopyruvate hydratase complex
Molecular function (GO): phosphopyruvate hydratase activity; magnesium ion binding
Source: RefSeq, a predicted model, not a curated record